AUGGAGCUACAGCAGCGCUUUUGUGUUUCCAUGCUCUUAGCACUCUGUUUCGUACACAGUGCUAAUGCAGGGAAUAUUUUAGUGUGGUACACUGAGGGCAGUCACUGGAUAAACAUGAAGACUGUGCUUCAAUCACUGAUUGAGCGAGGACACAUGGUGACCGUCUUGGUGCCGAGUUCGUCUAUGUUCAUGGACAAAGAUGUGUCUGACUUCAACUACCAACCAUUCAAUGCAUCUGUAUCGUUGGAAGAAAUGGAAAAAUUUAUUGAAGAGUUUCUGCAUUUUGCAGUUUAUGAGAUGGAUCAACUGAGCUAUCUUCAGAUCUACAUCAAAUUCAUUGGGAAGAUGAGGCAAAAUGUUCAGUAUGGCUUGAAGUAUUUGAAUGGAGUGGUGAAAUCAGAACCAGUCAUGAAAAAGUUGAAGGAAGAGAAAUUUGAUGUCCUCCUGGCUGACCCUAUCUACCCUGGCAGUGAUCUAGUUGCGGACAUUUUAGGAAUCCCCCUGGUUUUUACUCUUCGCUUUUCCUUAGUUAAUAACUGGGAGAGACAUUGUGGUCAACGACCUGCCCCCCCUUCAUACGUACCUGGAGCUAUGAGUAAACUGACUGAAAAGAUGGACUUUUCAGAACGAGUGUGGAAUUUUGGUUUCUACUUACUGAAUGAUCUGGUUUACGACUACGUCUUUUGGAAAGAUCUAGACGAAUAUUACUCUGACUUCAAAGGUAUACCCACAAGUGCUUGUAAGAUGAUGGGCACAGCAGACAUCUGGCUGAUAAGAAACUACUGGGACUUCGAUUUUCCUCAUCCUUUACUCCCCAACUUCAAAUAUGUUGGCGGGAUCCACUGCAAACCUACUAAACCUUUGCCUCAUAACAUUGAAGACUUUGUCCAGAGUUCGGGAGAACAUGGUGUUGUAGUCUUCUCUUUGGGUUCAUUGAUCACAAAAAUUACCAGGGAAAGGGCAAACAUGAUCGCUUCAGCCCUUGCUCAGAUCCCGCAAAAGGUUCUGUGGAGCUACAAAGGAAAAAAACCAGACACUCUGGGUGCCAACACAGGAUUAUUUGACUGGCUCCCUCAGAAUGACCUGCUGGGUCACCCAAAGACCAGAGCCUUUAUCACCCACGGAGGUGCAAAUGGCAUUUAUGAAGCCAUUUAUCACGGUGUUCCUAUGGUGGGGAUCCCCAUGUUUGCUGACCAGCCAUCUAACAUAAUCCACAUGACGGCCAGGGGAGCUGCACGAAUUGUGGAUUUGAACUUCAUGACGACGGAGGACCUGAAAGAUGCCAUCACUACAGUUGUCAAUGACAAAUCUUACAAGGAGAACGCCAUGCAACUGUCCAGGAUCCACCAUGACAGACCCAUGAGUCCUCGUGAUGAGGCCAUAUUCUGGAUUGAGUACACCAUGAGAAACAAGGGGGCCAAACACUUGAGGGUCCAAGCCCAUGAGCUCACCUGGUUCCAGUACCACAGUCUGGAUGUCCUGGUCUUCCUCCUCUCCAUUGUCCUGCUCAUCACUCUCCUCUUCAUCAAGGCCUGCAGUCUCUGCUUCAGGAGAUGCUGCGGCAGCAAAAGAAAGAGGAAGACUGAGUAAAGGACUGGUCACUAAUGUCAUCAUUAGUGUGAAGCUGCUGCUGAUUCACCAGCUCAUUAAGAAUAAAUAUUGUUUAAUAUG
Cynoglossus semilaevis (tongue sole) is the source of this 1671-nucleotide messenger RNA. RefSeq names its product UDP-glucuronosyltransferase 2C1-like. NCBI's taxonomy places the organism in Eukaryota, Metazoa, Chordata, Actinopteri, Pleuronectiformes, Cynoglossidae. Gene Ontology annotation, molecular function: glucuronosyltransferase activity. Bases 1 to 1590 code for a protein of 529 amino acids. The record is from RefSeq and is a predicted model, not a curated record. The transcript is spliced from 6 exons.